CCCAACUAAACAAAUUAAAGCACUACACGCACCCAUAGGGUUGAAAAGAUUGGUAGACCUUGAACAUGACCUAUUCGGACACGACUUCCCUUCCCUCUACAUCUGGGUCCCAAAACAAGCCAGACCACAACCCCCGCACACCACACCGGCACUUGACACCGUGAUUGCAAUCUGGAACAAACUCUCCAUAAAACACGGGCUCACAUCGAACCCUUCACCCCUGACACCAAUCCUGAGAAACGAACACUUCACGCCAGGCAUGACCCCAAAAGACUUCGCGCACUACGAAGACAACGACCUCGUCAGGACAUAUCAAUUCUUUCGAAACCAAAAAAUCAUUGCUUUCACCGACCUGCCACAAACCAGACCACUCACCACACACGACUUCUUCCGCUACCUGCAAAUCAAAAAUCUCCUAGACACCCCUACCUACAAACAAGCUGGUAAUACACCCCUCACCGUUUUUGAGCAG
This is a messenger RNA of Pelobates cultripes (western spadefoot toad), 472 nucleotides long. NCBI's taxonomy places the organism in Eukaryota, Metazoa, Chordata, Amphibia, Anura, Pelobatidae. The record is from the annotation of a GenBank genome assembly.